Molecule: messenger RNA, 1810 nt
Organism: Mya arenaria
Lineage: Eukaryota; Metazoa; Mollusca; Bivalvia; Myida; Myidae
Exons: 6
Coding region: 92-1780 (562 amino acids)
Molecular function (GO): calcium ion binding
Source: RefSeq, a predicted model, not a curated record
GUAUAUCUUCGUCGCAUAUGAAACAUGACUCUUUAACGAACGAAGUUUAUAUUAUAUUGGGAUAUAAAAACGUUAGGUCUUGUUUCUUAUCAUGGAUCCUGCAGCGUGUCGAGCACUUGCAAAGAAGUAUAAAAAUGACGUUCAAGAUAAGCUUAAGAAGUAUGACGUCCUACGUGAUUUGGAUGUUUUCGUUUUGGAUAACUCGAUUCGCGAGAGCACUGUUGGACAACUGAAAGGACAUACUCUGGAAGAUAAAUGGGCAAUCUACAAUGUGACGAAAAAAUGCGGCUUUAAAAAUACAAUAGUGGCCAGCUUUAACCAGAUGACUAGCGUCGAUGACGUUUUCAUAAAGGAUCUGAUUGCAAAAGGGGAGGACCCCGAGGGACUUUGGGCCUUCUCCGAAAUCACGGAAAGUAUAAAGAAAAAGGUCCCUGACACAAAGAAGUUGCCUGUCGGACUACGAAUGAUGCAGUCUGCUGGUUUGCGAAACGUCAUUUUUGAGGUUGACCUUGGUGACUCUACCUAUGACUUCGACAAAUUUAGCGUCGAUCAACUUUGCGCUCACCUUGAAAAGUUAGUGCGAUGGUGCUUUAAAAACCUCAGCAAGAAGGCUAAAAUUUUGUUUAAUUUGCGUGAUCCACCCGAGGCCAUGGCCGGGGAUGCCGAUCGCGUGUUCAGGGUGCUUUCAUUUCUUUCAAACCUACCGAAAGAGAUCCAGUUGUUUGGAUUGAUUUUUGAGGAGCCACGAGGAAAGUCUUUGCCGGAAGAAUGUGGUACUUGGGCCAAGUAUAUUCGAAAGGUUAUGGACGACGCAAAAUGGAAAGGACACCUUCUUGUUCAUGUGCAUGAAAAGUUUGGAUAUCUCGAUGCAACUGCCCUAGAGGUACUGAUGAACGGGGCCAAUGGGAUAUGGGCAAGCGUCUGUAACGAGGGAGCGGCGAUGGGGAACGCUUCAUCAUGUGUGACUCUCAUCAAUCUCGUUCGCCUUGGUAACAAAAAGGUCCUGCAGCGUUAUAACUGCGCUUUUCUUCGCCAGGCCGCAAUAACCGUAACGGAAAUAAGCACUGGAAAUCCGCCGCAUAAGAAUCAGCCUGUAUACGGCGCCCGGGCUUUAGAUUUCGUUUAUGAUUUUACUAAGGAGGAGUUUGACCUUGCAAGCUUCUUUGGAGAAACGGCUCCUAUUCGAAUCACAACUGUAGCCUCACCUGAGAUGAUUCGCUUACAUCUAGUGAAUUUGUUUGGUAAAGAUAAAAGCUUCACGUUUGAUCAAGCAUACAAAAUGAAAAAAGUCAUGCUUGCGGACUUAAGACGUGGAAGAAAGGAAGAAUACAUGAGCAAGGUUGGACUUGCGAUCCUCCUUGAUCGCUCUGGAGGUAAAGUAACACCAGCAAUGAGGGAUGCAAUAGAAUCAGACACCCUUCUCACUCCACACGCUCAAAAUCUCCUUACGGAGAUCCGCGCACGCUGGGACGAGUGGGACCUUAAGGAGGAUGAAAAGGACCGAGGGGACAACAUGUUACAAUUUGAUUCGUUUUACAACGCGUUUAUGGCGCCCUAUUUCUCUUGCUACCGUUGCAACGACACCAGAAAAGGGCUGCAGUGUCUGGACAUGGAUUCUGACGGAAUGGUGGACUGGUCAGAAUUCCUCGUGUAUCUCAAAUGGGCGCUUCACCAGUACCCUGACGUCAGAGACUCCAGCGAGCUCAUAGAUGUCGCCUUCCGGAAGGGACUCAUUCCCGCUAUGAGAGACGAAAUUCUGCGGCAGCACGGAACCAAAUAAACAAGAACCAUUUUCAGUAGAAAUAAACUU